This is a messenger RNA of Dracunculus medinensis (Guinea worm), 1077 nucleotides long. The record is from the annotation of a GenBank genome assembly. NCBI's taxonomy places the organism in Eukaryota, Metazoa, Nematoda, Chromadorea, Rhabditida, Dracunculidae.
AUGGCAAAAAAAAAAGAAUAUUCAUUGAUUGAUGGAAGUGCGAAAGCUCAUAAUCAAAAUGUUCAUAAUCAUAUUCAUAAUCAUAUUCAUAAUCAUUCAACGAAUGAUUUAUCAAAUAAUAAGCAAAAUAAUAAGAGGAAAUUAGCUGUUCAUAAACAAAAGGAGUUGACAUUUUCUUAUUGUCUUCUUCAGUCACCAGCGGCAGGAUCAAGUAAUCGUAAUGUAUAUGAUGUAAGUGAGUUGCGUGCUCAACUCGGUUCCUAUGGUCUUACUGUUCGUGAUAUUCCUGGUGAUGGAAACUGUCUUUUCAGAGCAUUGGGAGAUCAGUUAGAUGGGCACACAUUGAACCACCUCAAACAUAGACUGGAAACGGUGCGUUAUAUGAUUGCUCAUCGGGCUCAUUUCGAACCUUUCCUUGAUGUACCUUUUGAUAGAUAUGUGGAUGAACUUAGUCGUCCGGGUACUUAUGCGGGUCAAGAUGCUUUAGUAGCCUUCGCGCGUCUACACAAAGUCAAUAUUUUAAUUCAUCAGUUGAAUAGACCGGUCUGGCAAAUUCAAGGCUGUGAGAAUGAAAAUGCUCCCGAAUUACAUCUUUCUUAUCAUAAUGGUGAACACUAUUCAAGUGUUCGUAGAUUCGGUGAUUUUGAUAAUACACCAGCAGGGAUCCGUAUUUUAGCGAAGACCACAACAGUGCCUUGUUGCGCUUCGCAUAACAGCGUUUGCACAGCGGCUACACCAGUUACAUCGUUUGCAGAUUUAUCAUCAGUACAAAAUUCGUUCAUGAAACCUCCUGCUCAGUCUGUUCUUCUGGAUUCUACUACAAUUGACUAUUUGGGAAACGAUGAAUUCGAAUUACUUAUUAGACAGGUUAUGAUGGAAAGUGGCUGUCGUGACCGCGAAAUGGUAACCGAUGUUUUAGUUGAUAAAGGUGGUGAUGUUAUUCAGGCUAUUGAUUACUUGGUUUCGCUGACCUUUUAUAUUGAUCAGCCUAACAAUGAACAAUUAACAGGUAUUUUCGAUGUGAAGGAAAUGAAAUCACUACAUCUUUUUUUUGCAUUUUUUCUCAUUUGCUUUUAA